Ipomoea triloba (trilobed morning glory) is the source of this 1292-nucleotide messenger RNA. Its product is annotated as phosphoenolpyruvate carboxylase kinase 2-like. Gene Ontology annotation, cellular component: cytoplasm; nucleus. The record is from RefSeq and is a predicted model, not a curated record. NCBI's taxonomy places the organism in Eukaryota, Viridiplantae, Streptophyta, Magnoliopsida, Solanales, Convolvulaceae. Gene Ontology annotation, molecular function: ATP binding; calmodulin binding; calcium/calmodulin-dependent protein kinase activity. Gene Ontology annotation, biological process: intracellular signal transduction; peptidyl-serine phosphorylation; protein autophosphorylation. The transcript is spliced from 3 exons. The coding region runs from base 13 to 891 and encodes 292 amino acids.
UCUCAACAAAACAUGUUCGAGUGCUUGAAAAAGGAGUACCAGUUGUGCGAAGAACUCGGGCGUGGUAGAUUCGGCACCGUCUACCGCUGCUUCUCGCCGGCCACCGGAGAAUCUUUCGCCUGCAAAACCAUCGACAAGAAUCUCUUGCUGGACCCCACCGACCGCGAGUGCUUAGACAAAGAGCCCAAGAUCCUCCAACUCCUCGCCGGGAGCCCAAACAUCCUUAACCUCCUCGAAGUGUACGAGGGCGACGGUUACCUCCACAUCAUCACCGACCUCUGCGGCGGCGGCGACCUCUACGAGCGGGUGUCGUCGCGGGGCCCGCUGUCGGAGCCGUCCGCAGCCGUCAUUUUCCGGCAGCUCAUGUCGGCCGUCCGGAGCUGCCACGUGGCAGGGAUCGCCCACCGGGACAUAAAACCGGACAACGUUUUGUUCGAUUCUCGCGGGGGGGUUAAGCUCGCGGAUUUCGGGUCGGCCGAGUGGUUCGGAGUGUACGAGGUCGAGGAGGGGAAUGUGGGGAUGAGUGGGGUGGUGGGGACGCCGAACUAUGUGGCGCCGGAGGUUUUGAUGGGUAGAGAGUAUUGUGAGAAGGUGGACGUGUGGAGUGCCGGGGUGAUUCUGUACAUAAUGCUCGCCGGCGUUCCGCCGUUCUACGGGGAGACUCCGGCGGAGACGUUUGAAGCCGUUCUCAGAGCGAAUUUGAGGUUUCCGACCAGGAUUUUCCGGUCGGUUUCGCCGGAAGCUAAAGAUCUGCUCAGGAAGAUGAUGUGCAAGGACCCUUCUCGACGAUUUUCAGCAGAACAAGUACUAAGUCACAAGGCGGGUGUUUCGAUGCACACUUCAAGGCAUCCAUGGGUUCUUAGUGGAGGAGAAACCAACUCCCUUGAUUGAUCUAGCUCACUUGAAAGAAAGGACUACAUGCAAGAUUACAACUAUAUACAGAAUAAGAUUGCACUUUUAACUCCGAUAGUUUUAUGUAAAUCAGGAGAUGUGCUCUCAAUAACCUAUCAAAAGAUGGUUGUAACAAUAUGUGAUGUAAAGAUGCAAGUAUGCCCUAUUUUGUAGACUUAAAAAGGCUCUUUCUUGGCCCUAUAGUAAUUUGGGCAAUACAUCAAUCAAGCCAUGGGUUUUCUCCUAUGUUUUUGGUUUGAUUAAGAAUCCUAGGUUGAGGAAAGUGCCCACAGAUUAAGGAUCACUUUCUGCAGUUGCUGCCAUGUAUUAUCCUGGCCGGUUUUGCAAAUCAAAUAUAUUGUGUGGAAAUGUUUAAAUGAAUAUAUAUUUUCCUUUACAAA